Messenger RNA from Sclerotinia borealis F-4128, 1566 nucleotides. NCBI's taxonomy places the organism in Eukaryota, Fungi, Ascomycota, Leotiomycetes, Helotiales, Sclerotiniaceae. The record is from the annotation of a GenBank genome assembly.
AUGAAUGAAGAAUCAUUGACAUCGUGGGACCUAGAUGUUCCAAGACCCCAAGGACAAUCAAUCAGCAAUGCAAAUUUGCGUGGCUCCAGUCGUUCGACCUCGCUCAUGGCUUCAUCAACCACCCCUUCGAGUACUACACCAGAUACAACGCCAACAGAACAAGCCGACCGAGUCAUUAAUCAUAGUCCAAGUAGCAGUACAGGUCGUGGAUCUAGACCAAUGGAUAGUUCUUGGAACAAAAAAUAUGUCCUCACACUAGAUGGCGGAGGCGUGCGUGGUCUAUCAAGUCUGAGUAUCAUCCAGCACCUUAUGGAUCUUUGCAAUUCGUUUGAGCAAAAAGAAGAUCCGCUUGUCAAGUCCAGUUUCCACCCACUCCCUUUUCAAGAAGGCCAAGGGUCAAAUAUCAAAAACGAGUCAAGGACUGCACAGUUUUUACCGGUUCAUUAUUUUGACUAUAUUGCGGGUACAAGCACUGGAGGGUUAAUUGCUAUUUAUGUUGAGCCGACUACGAAUGAGCACCGACGAUUGUAUUCAAGAAUACGAAACAUUGGGGGAAAAAGUCUUUGGUCAACCACGCAAGUUUUCGAUGCGAGGCCCUAUACCCAAUCCGAAAUAAUAGCUCCGCUAAUGCUCCUUAUCUCUUUUCGAACGUAUGAGCAUACCAAAUCACAAGCCACCAAUCCGCAAGAACUCAAUCCUGGCCACCCGCAGUCAAUACCUAUAUGGCAGGUCGCUCGAGCAAUUACUGCAGCGCCGACAUACUUCAAAUCAUUUCGGCUUGGCGAGGAAAAGUUCAUAGACGGCGACUUUGGCUAUAAUAAUCCCACCCGCAGGGCAAUUCUUGAAAUCGAGCAAGUGCAUGGCGAAGACACCAUCGCUCUUGUGGUCAGCAUUGGCACUGGUCGGCGUCUGAAAGUUCGAUCGAUAGCGAGACACGGCUGUGGGCUCACAGGUGUGGCAAACCACUUUAGUCAAAUGAUUAAAUAUACCACAGCCUCAACAACCGAUACAGAAAGCACCCAUCAAUACGUAAUGGCGCUAUUGGCUGCGCGAAAAUGCCCCUACAAGCGCUUCAACGUUGACGGGGAGCUUGGUGACAUGGAUCUUGGGGAAUGGCGCACCGAUGGUGCGAAAAACGUAACUCUCGAAACGAUAAAACAGCAGACACGUGCCUAUCUCGAACAACCGAAGGUCCGAAAACAUAUGGAGGAAGCCGCCAUAAAGCUGGUGAUCAAUCGGCAAAUGAGAUCCAAGACUCCUAGAUGGGAUGUUGUGGCUACGGGUUAUAGGUAUCAGUGUCCCGAACAGUGUAACAAGGAGAUAAUCUAUACAAAAGAAUAUUUGGGGGACCAUCUUUGUGAGGUUCAUGGGAUUCCUAGGGACGCCGAUGAAGGGCGUGAACUGGAAAGGGCGUCACAUCUACAAAUGUCCACACCCUAUAAUUCUGCAAGCAAUAGCUCGACGCUACUCGGUUACGGCAUCCAAGAUAUUCAACAACAAAAGCAAAUUCCGACUUCUUCGAGGAAGAAAUCUGGUUCUGCUUCGCAAAAGAAUCUAUCGACAUAA